GACUCGGUUGGGCGCAGGCGCAGCGGCUGGUAUCAGCCGGGCAGGCGCAUGCGCAGCACCGCCCUUUCCUGCCAGUCUCUCGGACGCACCACUCAAUCAACGUUCAAAGAUGGCUGAUCCUUCCGAUGUGGAUUUUGAGACUGGCCACUCUGGGGCUUCCACCACCUAUCCAAUGCAAUGCUCUGCUCUGCGCAAAAAUGGCUUUGUGGUGCUGAAAGGGCGUCCAUGCAAGAUUGUGGACAUGUCAACUUCUAAAACUGGCAAACAUGGCCAUGCCAAGGUUCACUUGGUUGGCAUUGAUCUGUUCACUGGCAGAAAGUAUGAGGACAUCUGCCCUUCCACCCAUAACAUGGAUGUUCCCAACAUCAGAAGAUCUGAUUAUCAGCUGAUUGGCAUUCUGGAUGGCUACCUGUCUCUGUUGGGUGAUGGUGGUGAGGUGCGUGAAGACCUGAAACUUCCUGAUUCAGACCUGGGCAAGGAUAUUGAACAACGUUACAAUGCUGGCGAGGAGACACUGAUCACUGUCCUCAGCGCCAUGAAUGAAGAAUCUGCUAUUGCUGCCAAGGUCAUGAGCAAGUAACUGCGACAUAGGAUACCGCUUCUGGUUUUUAAAAAAAAAACCCAGACCUGAGAGGCUAAAAGUGCGCUUUGGGAUUGAGAGACUUUUUAUUUCAGUGAGAAAAUGACAAAGUAUAAUUUAAUCAAAAACCAAAAAAAAAACAAAAAAAAUUUGCAAGCGAACACUAACUUUAUUUCAGAAACCCUGGCAAUAAAACAAGCCCCUCUGUAGACAUAAGCAAACGGGUUUUAUUUUGGAGCCCUGAUUCUUUUUACCCCACUGUUGCUGGGGAAACUUGGUGAGAUGAUUGUGUUCUGUCUGAGAAAGGCAUUGAAUUGAGUGGUGACCACCUCCUCUCCCCCCCCCCCCCCCCAACCCAGCCUUUGUCCUACUCCAAUCACCUCUCUUCCAAGUUUACAAACCACUCCCUAAUUACCAAUGGGAAUGGUGGCUUUACUUUUUUGAUUAUUUUCAUUUGGCUUCCAGUUCUUAGCUGUCAUCAUUCUGUACUGGUCUGUAUGUGUGGUCACUUUAGUCAAGGUUACUUCAUUCAUUGGCUAUACAUAGAUCUCACACGUGGUUUACUGUCCUGUCUUUUGCAGAGAGGAAUGUGGGACUUACAGAAUGUAGGUGUGAACUCUGAUGCUGUAGCAAGCCUGGUCUUUAUUUUUGGGGAGGGGUUUGAAUAGCCAGUGGGUAGUAGUUCAGCUGAAAUAAAGUGUGUGUUACCCCUGUGUUGUGGAAUUUUGUCUUGCCUUCACCUGUUUACACCAUCAGGGGGAGUUUUGAGGCUUGGGGCUGGAUUUCCUUCUUCGAAGUGGGAAAAGUCUGAAUUUUAAUAAGAAUUUGAGUUUUGAAAGGGCAGUGCCACUUUGUUUCAACGCAGGUCAAACAUUUUCUUUCUCUCACAUCCCACCCCUGCCCCUGCUUCCUUUGUUUUGUUUGCACCAGUUUUGAAGGUUAACUUUCCAUCCAUCCUGCCUCUGCUAUAAGAUUGAAUGUGGGAAGCAUAUGAGCAGAGGACCUGCUAAAGAGCAGCAAGUCACCUAACAGCUUGACUCUAACUCAGGGUUGAACUGCUUGGUAUGACUGUAAAUGGUGCUUGGUCCCCUUGGGGGGAUACCCCAGCCCCACUUCUCUCCCAGCCUUUAGUAGAAGGGGGAAGCUAGGCCUCUUCAAAUUGCUCCUACCGCCAUCAACCCUGUGUGCCCCCUCCCCCCUCCAAACAAGCAAAUCCUGUGCGCCAUAACAAUAUUGUGAAUCAGGAGGGGGUUGCUAUUAUAAGAACUUUCUCAUGAGGGGGUGCUGAGCCAUCAGACAUGGUGCUAUGAACCUUGUCUCAACUGUGUUGCUGAAUAGGCUCAGCUCUGUUCUCAAUGGGAAUCCCUGUUUUAAAUUCAAAAUAACCUUGCAAACAAUUAAACUGUGUACACCUAUUUGGCUUAAUUCCACCGCAUUUUAAAAGAAAAUAAACACACGUUUUGUUAUGCCUUGAAA
Stegostoma tigrinum is the source of this 2056-nucleotide messenger RNA. Its product is annotated as eukaryotic translation initiation factor 5A-1-like. NCBI's taxonomy places the organism in Eukaryota, Metazoa, Chordata, Chondrichthyes, Orectolobiformes, Stegostomatidae. The record is from RefSeq and is a predicted model, not a curated record. Gene Ontology annotation, molecular function: ribosome binding; translation elongation factor activity; RNA binding. The coding region runs from base 110 to 580 and encodes 156 amino acids. Gene Ontology annotation, biological process: positive regulation of translational termination; positive regulation of translational elongation. The transcript has 6 exons.